Messenger RNA from Diatraea saccharalis (sugarcane borer), 7488 nucleotides. Lineage: Eukaryota; Metazoa; Arthropoda; Insecta; Lepidoptera; Crambidae. The record is from the annotation of a GenBank genome assembly.
CCUUUUCCGACAGCUGCCAUUUCAUUCAUUGUGUAUGUGGCAGCCGCGAGUGAGGAUUAUCUGUUGUUCUUUCCCCAAAAUUAAAUGAUUAUCAUCUAAUUAGAUACUUAAUGUAGAAUUUAACAUAAUAACACCGCGCUUUGAAAGAGUCGAUAUUUAUUCAGUUUCGUGUACUUAGGGUUGAAGACACACGCAACCAUGGCGCAAAUGUUACCAAUACGUUUCCAAGAGCAUUUACAGCUUACAAAUGUCGGAAUCAACCCAGCUUCAAUAUCAUUUAAUACUCUCACAAUGGAAUCUGACAAGUUCAUCUGUGUUCGUGAGAAAGUGGGUGAGACUGCCGAGGUGGUGAUAAUCGACAUGGCAGAUCCGACCAAUCCUAUCCGCAGGCCAAUUAGUGCUGACUCUGCCAUCAUGAAUCCUGCGAGCAAGGUCAUUGCUCUUAAAGGGAAGGCUGGAGUUGAAGCUCAAAAAACGCUUCAAAUCUUCAAUAUCGAAAUGAAGUCCAAAAUGAAAGCGCACACCAUGACAGAGGACGUAGUGUUCUGGAAGUGGAUCUCAUUGAACACACUCGCCCUCGUCACAAAGAUGUCCGUUUACCACUGGUCUAUGGAGGGGGACUCUACGCCAGUGAAGAUGUUUGACAGGCACGCGUCGCUCGCUGACUGUCAGAUCAUCAACUAUAGGACCGAUCCCAAACAGCAAUGGCUCCUGCUUGUCGGUAUAUCUGCUCAGCAGAACCGUGUAGUAGGCGCCAUGCAGUUGUAUUCUGUGGAGCGCAAAUGUUCUCAGCCCAUAGAGGGCCACGCGGCCUCCUUUGCCACGUUCAAAGCUGAAGGCAACGCGGAACCCUCUACUCUGUUCUGCUUUGCUGUGCGAACUGCACAGGGUGGCAAGCUUCAUAUCAUCGAGGUUGGUCAAACCCCAGCUGGCAACCAGCCGUUUCCCAAGAAGGCAGUGGAUGUAUUCUUCCCGGCCGAAGCACAAAACGACUUCCCCGUGGCUAUGCAAGUAUCGCCCAAGUAUGACGUCAUCUACCUCAUCACCAAAUACGGUUACAUACAUAUGUAUGACAUCGAGACUGGCACUUGUAUAUACAUGAAUCGGAUCUCUUCGGACACUAUCUUCGUCACUGCACCACACGAAGCCACUGGCGGUAUUAUCGGCGUUAACCGCAAAGGGCAAGUUUUGUCAGUGACUGUAGAAGAGGAUUCGAUCGUGCCAUACAUCAACACGGUGCUCCAAAACCCUGAGUUGGCGCUACGUCUCGCCGUACGCAAUAAUCUUGCUGGCGCCGAAGAGUUGUUUGUCCGGAAGUUCAACAUGUUGUUUACUAACGGACAGUACGGCGAAGCGGCUAAGGUGGCGGCGAUGGCUCCCCGCGGCAUCCUGCGCACGCCGCAGACGAUCCAGCGGUUCCAGCAGGUGCCCACGCAGCCCGGACAGACCUCGCCGCUGCUGCAGUACUUCGGCAUCCUGCUGGACCAGGCCCAGCUCAACAAGUUCGAGUCGCUCGAGCUGUGCCGACCUGUGUUGCUGCAAGGUCGCAAGCAACUUCUUGAGAAGUGGCUCAAGGAAGAAAAACUAGAGUGUUCUGAAGAGCUCGGUGAUCUGGUGAAGCAAGUCGACCCCACUCUAGCCCUGUCGGUGUAUUUACGUGCUAAUGUCGCCAGCAAAGUUAUUCAAUGCUUUGCAGAAACCGGACAAUUCCAAAAGAUUGUGCUUUAUGCUAAGAAGGUUGGUUAUACACCAGACUACAUUUUCCUUCUACGCUCCGUAAUGCGUACCAAUCCUGAACAAGGCGCUGGUUUCGCUGGCAUGCUCGUGGCGGAGGAACCUCCUCUAGCUGACAUCAAUCAGAUAGUGGACGUGUUUAUGGAGCAGAAUAUGGUUCAACAAUGUACAGCAUUCCUUCUCGAUGCACUCAAGAAUAAUCGCCCGGAGGAAGGACCGCUGCAGACGAGGUUGCUGGAGAUGAACCUGAUGUCGGCGCCGCAGGUGGCGGACGCGAUCCUCGGCAACGCGAUGUUCACCCACUACGACCGCGCGCACGUGGCGCAGCUCUGCGAGAAGGCGGGCCUGCUGCAGCGCGCGCUGGAGCACUACACCGACCUGUACGACAUCAAGCGGGCCGUCGUUCACACCCACUUACUCUCUGCGGACUGGUUAGUCUCCUAUUUCGGUAGUCUAUCUGUAGAAGAUUCUCUGGAAUGUCUCAAGGCGAUGCUCCAAGCUAAUAUCAGACAGAACCUGCAGAUCUGCGUACAGAUCGCCACCAAGUACCACGAGCAGUUGACCACUAAAGCUCUGAUUGAACUGUUUGAAAGCUUCAAGACUUACGAGGGCUUGUUCUACUUCCUCGGCUCCAUUGUCAACUUCAGCCAAGAUCCGGAAGUACAUUUCAAGUAUAUACAGGCGGCUUGUAAAACGGGCCAGAUCAAGGAAGUGGAACGCAUCUGCCGCGAAUCGAACUGCUACAACGCUGAGCGAGUCAAGAACUUCCUGAAGGAGGCGAAGCUUCCCGAUCAAUUGCCGUUGAUCAUUGUGUGCGACCGGUUCGACUUCGUACACGAUCUAGUUCUCUACUUGUACAGGAACAGCUUGCAGAAAUAUAUUGAGAUUUACGUACAAAAGGUGAAUCCGUCCCGUCUACCGGUAGUAGUGGGCGGUCUUCUAGAUGUGGACUGCGCUGAAGAUAUCAUCAAGAAUCUUAUUCUAGUGGUGCGUGGUCAGUUCUCUACUGACGAACUGGUUGCUGAGGUCGAGAAGAGAAACAGGUUGAAACUUCUACUGCCGUGGUUAGAGACACGAGUGCAUGAGGGCUGCAAUGAGCCGGCUACUCACAACGCUCUUGCCAAGAUCUACAUAGACUCCAACAACAAUCCCGAAAGAUUCCUUAAGGAGAACCAAUGGUACGAUUCACGAGUGGUCGGUCGUUAUUGUGAAAAGCGCGAUCCUCACUUAGCGUGCGUCGCGUAUGAACGGGGACAGUGCGACCGUGAACUUAUAGCGGUCUGCAACGAUAACUCACUGUUCAAGACUCAGGCGAGAUAUCUAGUGAGGAGACGAGACCAAGAUCUAUGGCUUGAAGUACUGGCAGAGUCCAAUCCGUACAAGAGGCAACUUAUCGAUCAGGUAGUGCAAACUGCCCUGUCUGAGACUCAAGACCCUGAAGAUAUCUCGGUGACAGUAAAGGCAUUCAUGACGGCAGACUUGCCCAAUGAACUGAUUGAGCUGCUUGAGAAGAUCGUACUCGACAACUCCGUGUUUUCUGACCACAGAAAUCUACAGAACCUGCUCAUUCUUACAGCAAUAAAGGCGGAUCGUUCACGUGUGAUGGAGUACAUCAAUCGGCUGGAUAACUACGAUGCGCCGGAUAUCGCUAACAUCGCGAUCAAUAACGAACUAUACGAGGAGGCCUUCGCUAUAUUCAAGAAGUUUGACGUCAACACCUCUGCCAUUCAGGUGUUGAUAGAACAAGUGAAGGACCUAGAACGUGCCUACGAGUUUGCCGAGCGUUGCAACGAGCCCGGAGUGUGGUCUCAGUUGGCUAAAGCUCAGCUCCAACAGGGGUUAGUGAAGGAAGCCAUUGAUUCUUACAUAAAGGCAGACGAUCCCUCCGCUUAUAUGGAUGUGGUCAGCACCGCUACCAAACAACAGUCAUGGGAGGACUUAGUGCGGUAUCUCCAGAUGGCCCGCAAGAAGGCGCGCGAAUCGUACAUAGAAUCAGAGUUGAUAUACGCGUACGCCCGUACCGGACGUCUAGCUGACUUGGAGGAGUUCAUAUCCGGUCCGAAUCACGCGGACAUACAGAAGAUCGGCGACAGAUGUUUCGAUGAUAAGAUGUAUAACGCCGCCAAAUUGUUGUACAAUAACGUUAGCAACUUUGCUCGACUUGCCAUCACUUUGGUGCACCUUAAGGAGUUCCAAGGUGCGGUGGACAGUGCCCGCAAAGCUAACUCUACUCGUACGUGGAAGGAAGUAUGUUUCGCGUGCGUGGACGCUGGAGAAUUCCGUCUCGCUCAGAUGUGUGGAUUGCACAUAGUUGUGCACGCCGACGAACUAGAAGACCUCAUCAACUAUUACCAGGACCGAGGUCACUUUGACGAAUUGAUCAGCCUUCUAGAAGCAGCUCUAGGAUUGGAGAGAGCUCAUAUGGGCAUGUUCACGGAGCUUGCCAUUCUCUACUCCAAGUACAAACCUGCUAAAAUGAGGGAACAUCUCGAAUUGUUCUGGUCUAGAGUCAACAUACCAAAGGUGUUACGCGCGGCGGAGCAAGCGCAUCUGUGGUCAGAGCUAGUGUUCCUGUAUGAUAAAUACGAGGAGUAUGAUAAUGCAGCGCUCACUAUGAUGCAACAUCCGACAGAGGCAUGGCGAGAGGGACACUUCAAGGAUAUCAUCACUAAGGUGGCGAAUAUGGAGCUUUACUACAAGGCGAUUCAGUUCUACCUGGACUACAAGCCUCUGCUGCUGAACGACUUGCUGCUAGUUCUGGCACCUCGUAUGGAUCACACGCGUGCUGUCACGUUCUUCACCAAGGUUGGACAUCUGCAGCUGGUGAAGGCAUAUCUGCGAUCUGUGCAGAGCCUCAACAAUAAAGCGGUCAACGAGGCCCUCAACUCACUGCUCAUAGACGAGGAAGACUAUCAGGGUCUGAGAACGUCUAUAGACGCUUUCGACAAUUUCGACACGAUUGCGCUGGCGCAACAGUUGGAGAAACACGAGCUCACCGAAUUCAGAAGAAUCGCCGCGUACCUGUACAAGGGUAACAACAGAUGGAAGCAGAGCGUGGAGCUUUGCAAGAAGGACGCGUUAUACGCGGACGCGAUGGAGUACGCGGCCGAAUCACGUCAGCCUGACGUCGCCGAGGAGUUACUGAACUGGUUCCUGGAGAGAGACAACUUUGAAUGCUUCUCCGCUUGCCUCUACCAGUGUUAUGACCUCCUGAAACCUGACGUUGUUAUUGAACUCGCGUGGCGACAUAACAUCAUGGACUUUGCCAUGCCUUUCCUUAUUCAGACCGUCAGGGAAUUGACGACGAAAGUAGAAAAAUUAGAGGAAGCUGACGCGAAACGAAGCACUGAGAGCGCGGAGCAUGAGGCCAAACCAGCCAUGAUUAUGGAGCCACAGUUGAUGCUUACAGCAGGUCCGUCUAUGGCGUAUCCCGGUGUGCCGGCGCAGGCAUCUCCGUACGCGUACGCGGCACAGGCGCCCUCGCCCGCGCCCUACCACGGGUACGGCAUGUAGGGAACCCUGCCCCCGCAACCAUGGGGGACAUACAACCACUAUUGAACACAACCACCACACUAUAUACACAAUCUACUUAUUAUAUAUCUACAAUUAAACUAGUCAUCACUUUUACCCACUGGUCUAUAUUGUGAAAUCGAGAUGAAUAAUUUAUUUCUAUUGAAACUAAUUGCACUCGUCUGCUAAAAUACUAUGAAAUACAAAAUUUUAUAGUUACCAGUCUGAUAGUAAUGUUUACAAAAUUGUUAAAGUCUCGUCUUUAAGUUUUACUCGUUGAGCUUUGAGCUGCUUCUCAUAUAAAGAUAUCGAGAAGAACCAGCGAGGUGUUUAAAGAGUAUGACUUUGACAAUUAGUUGUUCUUAUGAGGAAUGAGUUUUGCUUGAUGAGAAUUAAAUAAUACUCUUCAACGAAUUGGACUGCACAAAUUUCUAAGAAGCAGAACUACUAGUGAGGUAAAAAUUUAUUAGUUUCAUUGUAGAAAUAUUGAGUAGAACUAAUGGAAGCGCACCCCAGAUACGUGCUACUUCCAUCAAAAGACAGUGAAGUGCAGUGACCGGUGUAGUGAUAAAAGUUAAUAUGCAUAUGUACUUCUCGUUUAAUUUGUUUCAGCAGAAACGAGAGAAUACUCUCUGUGCACUUGCAAAUUUAAAGAUUUUUUUUUUAUACAGGAAUUAUCUUUUGUACAUCAGUGAGGCCUAAUUGAUUUUUUUUUUUAUUUUUAUUAAAAAGAAAGUAUUAUAAUUUAUGAUUGGAAGUGCACGGGGGAGGUCGCGUAGGAAAAAAAAAUUAAUCGAGUUGAUCGAAUUCGAUAUGAAAUUGAUAAAAUUGUUAGCUGUACAAAUUAUAUUGAUAGCCAAUAGCUCUCAUGAAUUAAAGUGCUUUAUUUUUGUCAGUAAUGAGGAGCGAAUAUUAGAUAAAUUUAAUCAUGUCACAGCUUUAUGACAUAUGGAUUUUAUCAGUGUAGCGUUAGCUGAUAGUGGUCAAUGGUCAUCGUUACAUAUUUAGCCGACAAUUCGUCUGCUGUUUUCAUGACCAUUUAAUUGUUGAAUCCCUUUGUAUCUAUCAUAGUUAGUCUAUGUGCUCGCAUGUUCAAAUUGUUACAAAAGGUUUAGAUCAUGUAUUUAUGAGAUUUAUAAUGUUCAUCAUCUUUAUAUUCUUCAUUACUGUGUACCUACCCAAAUAAAUAUUAUUGAAUGAUAAUAUUAAAAGUUUAACGUAAAUUAAUUACUAUUUUACUUGAGCAAUUGCAACCAAAUUAUAGGUUUGCUAUCGGAGACUAAUAAAUCUGCCACUAAGUGCAUAGUAAAUAUUAUUAUCUACAUAGUGGUUGUAAACUGUUAAAAAUUGUGACGAAAUCGUUUUUUUAUUGCUAUCUUGAUGAGCAGCUUAUGUUACAGAAACCGAAAAGAGGUUUUGUAAUAUUUCUACAAAAUCCAUGAACAAACGGUGCCUUAAAUCACCGUUUUAGACUGUGCAAUAAUAAAUUUGGUCUACAGUAACAAACAUAAUCGCAAUUUGUAUUGUAACAUCUAAUAUAAUGUAAAAACAUAGUGUCUUUAUUAUAUGUAUGUAUAUAAUGCUUUCACAGCUGUGCAUUCGUCCUCAGGCCAGUUGAGUUAGGUUAAAAAUAGCAACUGAAUAAUCGAGUUUAUUCGAAAGAAAAAAAAAAAAUUAAUUAUUUUCUAUUUAGAGAUGUUUAGGUUUAGCUUAGGUGGAGUAAUGAGUGUUAAGAUGUUAUUAUUUUGAGUAAUGUACGAGACUUGUAACUAUCACGCGUGUUGGUUUAGUUGCGUAAUUCUAUGAUCACAUUUUGAUUGAUGCCUUCACUAGAUUAUAAGUCGUAUAUUAUAUAUUCAGUCUUUCUGGGCGCCUACUCUUAAUUUCUUUCACGAUUACUUUUGUAGAGAUCAAUUAUACUUGUUUCUUUAUUAACAAAUUCCCAGAUUGACAAGGAGCUAUUCUAAUAGCACGUGUAAAUGCCACAUGUUACAUUUAGUAACUUAGGUCUGUGGUUGAAAUAAAAACAUUAAUCUUAACUGUUCAUUCGAAUCAUUCCUGUCAUUACAAUUUAUGAUCAAUAAUAUUGUUAUUAUUCAUUUUUAUGUUUCUUUAUUAAUAACAAAUAUAUUAACUUAAAAUUGAGCUAAAGUUGAAUUGUUUAUUAUUAGGAUUGUAUUUAUUAAUGUAUAAUACUAUUUCCCUGAAUUUUAUCAUAGUAAGAAUAUAUUAUAUGAAUAAAUG